Molecule: messenger RNA, 1987 nt
Organism: Onychomys torridus (southern grasshopper mouse)
Lineage: Eukaryota; Metazoa; Chordata; Mammalia; Rodentia; Cricetidae
Product: zinc finger protein 120-like
Exons: 5
Coding region: 237-479 (80 amino acids)
Biological process (GO): regulation of DNA-templated transcription
Source: RefSeq, a predicted model, not a curated record
CUUAGCAGAAGAGCUGGCGCCAGUGUUUUCCUGUGCUGUGCUGUGCUGUGCUGUGCUGUGCUGUGAGUUCUGCUGCAGGGAGCAGUGACGGGGCCAUGGAGGAGCUGGGAAGACAUCCCGUGCAAAUGUGAAAUCUGCUAACAAAUGUAGCUCUUGCUUGCAAGUAGACAGUCAUUGGGAUGGACAUUUCCCCUUCUUCAGUUCGAAGUUUGGAUUUUUUAGUUCAGAUUACUUAAAUGAGGAUACAUCUUCAAGCCUAUGGAAGUAUGGAGACAUUAUGUGUGAAGAAUGCAGUGACCUAUAAUGAUGUACAUGUCGACUUCACUUGGGAAGAGUGGGCUUUGCUGGAUCCUUCCCAGAAGAAUCUCUACAAAGAUGUGAUGCUGGAGACCUACAGGAACCUCAUUACCAUAGGAUAUACUUGGGAAGACCAUAAUAUUGAAGAAUAUAUUCAGAGUUCUAGAAGACAUGAAAGGUAAGUACAGAUACCCCUUCUCCUUAAAGAAGCCUCUUUUAUAGCAAAUGGAAACCCUAAGAGACAGCAUGACUGGAAUUAAUGAAGGAAUCUCACAUGCAGCCCAGCUCCAACACAUACAGCAGGCAGGUUUUGUUUGUUGUUUUCUUUUUUGACACACGAUUUCAUGUAAUCCCAUCUGGCUUUGACCUCUCUGUGUAGCACAGGAUGGUCUUAAAUAGCUGAUCCUCCUGCUUUUGCCUCCCAGUGAUGAGAGUACAAGAACAAGACACCACACCCAGCUGUAAUGCAUUUUUGAGAAUAUUUCAUCAUUCCAAAUAAUCUCAUUGACACAACAGAUGGCUGAGCUCUCAACUCCUUAUGUGAAUCAGAUGUAAAUGGGGUCACUGUUGAAUGUUGUCAGCUAACUGCACCUGUUGAGGGUUAAAGGCAAGUUCUAUUUUGAAAGAAAAUCACUUGGUGCAUUCUUUUCAUGUAUUGACUUUUGCUCCUUACACGUUUUUGACUGAAUUGUGUCCUCAGUAUAAUAUCUAUAAAUAGGUUAUCAGUAUGUGAGAUGUAGCUCAUAAGUGACAAGAAUACUAGACAAUAAGUUCCAGAAUAUCAAAAAUAUUUAUCUUGUGUAUAUAUAGGAUUAUAAUAAAAUACUCCAACAAAAAUUCCCAAGUGUAAAUAAUUAUUAGCAUGGGUGCAACAGAAAAAUUUAAUAAUGAUAUUAUCUGAGUAGAAACAUUGGGAAGCUUAAUUUUUAUUUAAAAUAUUUAUUUACUUAUGUAUCCUUUAUUUAUGGUUAUUUUUACAUGAACUCGAUUUAUCAGGUUAAAAAUUAUUUUCAAAUAUUAAACUAGAUUUUCUUUGUAAAUCUUAAAAUUGAUUAAAGCACACAGAUUCCACCAGCUCUGAUUAGACCAAAAGGUGAUACUUUGUUCUCCUAUCCAAUCACACUACCCUCUAGACUUUAGGCCCAGGAGUACAGCCUGUGCACCCAUGUCCCCACUCAUUGCAGCCCCAGUUGUAGGCCAGAAGGCAGGACUCCUGAAGGCAGGCCUGACUACCACCACCCCAGUGGAUACUGUAACCUACAAGUCCACCCCACCACCCAAACCCACUAAUCCUCUGAGACCACAAUUACUCCCUGAGACUCAUACUCUGCCAGCUUACCAGCUCCUAUUGGACCAAGAGGUGAGUCUUUGUUCUCCUAGACUAUCACACCAGCCUCUAGAAUUUAGACCCAGGGCACAACCCAUGCCCUCAUACUCCUACCUAUUGCAGCCCCAGUUGCAGGCCAGCAGGCAGGACUCCUGCAGGCAGACCUGAAUACAACCAUCUCCUGCCCUACUGUGUAAACUACAAGCCCCAUUCCAUCCCUAAACCCACCCAUCUUCUGAGACUGCAGCUGCUCCCUGAGAUACAGACUGCCAGCUCUGAUUGGACCAAGAAUUCUGAUUGGACCAAGAGUGCCAAUGGGAUCAAAAGAGGCUCUGUAGCUGGAGUUUUUUCUGGUCCUGCCUG